AUUAGGCAAAGAUAUUUCUAAUGACUUGGUAAACUUCAAUCCUAAUAGAUGGUCCAAAGCACAGUUUAGGACAUCCUCAAAAUGUGACAGUGUGGAUAACAAUUUGGCUGAAAGUUUUAAUGCUUGGGUGUUGGGUGCUAGGCACAAGACUAUCAUCAGUAUGCUUGAAGAAAUAAGGAAAAAGGUAAUGAAUAGAUUCACUGAAGUGAUAACAUUUGUAAAUAGUUGGACUCAUGACAUUUCUCCAAUGGCAGUGUUGGUGCUAAAUACAAAUGUGAAGAAGUCAAUGAGGGUGGAAAUUAGUUGGAAUGGUGAUAUUGGGUAUGAAGUGAAGGAUAGUCCAUAUAUACAUGUGGUUAACCUAAUUCAAGGAACUUGCACUUGUAGAAGUUGGGGAUUGAAAGGGAUUCCUUAUGCACAUGCAAUAGCAGCUAUACAUCACAAUGAAGCUAAUUCCUUGACUCGGUUUGUAAGUGGUACAAAAAAGAAACCUACCUGAAAGCUUAUAAACAUUUUUUACAACCAGUAACAAACAUGAAGAUGUGGCCCGAGACAUUGAAUCCAAAAGUUGAGCCACCUCCUGUUAGGAAAAUGCCAGGAAGGCCUGGUAAAAAAAGAAAGAAGGUACUUGGAGAGGUACCAAGUUCUGGAAAGCUUCCAAAGAGGGGAAAAAUCAUGAGUUGCUCCGCUUGUAAGUCAAAAGGUCACAAUAUAAGAACAUGUCCAAACAAACCUCCAGCCACUUCAGAGGGUAUUGCUAUAUCACAAGCAUCUGCCAGUAGUAAAAAAAGUGGCAAGCAGAAAUCUCACCCCACUCAAGCAGUGCAACAAUCUCAAUCUUCUGAACCAUCUCAAGCAAUAGUGCAAAGUGACAGUGGUAAUAGAAAAGGUGCAAAUAAUGCAUUUAAGAGGCCAAGAGUAGUGGGUCAUGGAGUAUUUGUGAGCAAAGAUGGUUUUAUUUGUGCCGAGGUAAAAACAAGAGUUAAUAAGCUUAUAUUCUUGAUUAAACUUCUUAAAAAUAAUUUAACGACUCUUUAUUACUUUACAACAAGGAAAAUCUAUUAGUAGGGUAAUCAAGAGUGGAGCACAAGAGAAACUGAUAAGUUCAGCUAUUGUCACCGGUGACCUUGGGUAUGCACCAAGUAAAGGUCUUAAAUGGAAGGGGAAAAGUGCUAUCACAGGAAGACAACUUCAACAUAAAAGUGCUUUGCUUAGACAGAAGAACAUCAAGUCACAAACUUCAUCACAAGGUGCAACAAGAACUGAAGGUGUUUAGGGAUGAUGUGGCUGAUUUUUCAUGUGGCUCGAACUAUUUUUAAGUCACGUAUUUUGGUUGUGAAUAGGACGAUGUCGACUUUUAGUUAUGAAUUUUAAUGUUACUAAACACGGUGACUGAUUUGCAGCCCAAGUAGUUAUUGUAAGCUACUAAACAUGGUGACUGAUUUUUCAUGUGGUUCGAACUGUUCUUAAGUCGUGUAUUUUGGU
Messenger RNA from Solanum tuberosum (potato), 1485 nucleotides. RefSeq lists its product as uncharacterized. Lineage: Eukaryota; Viridiplantae; Streptophyta; Magnoliopsida; Solanales; Solanaceae. The record is from RefSeq and is a predicted model, not a curated record. Gene Ontology annotation, molecular function: zinc ion binding; nucleic acid binding. The coding region runs from base 535 to 1065 and encodes 176 amino acids. The transcript is spliced from 2 exons.